This is a messenger RNA of Aspergillus chevalieri, 246 nucleotides long. RefSeq lists its product as uncharacterized. The coding region runs from base 1 to 246 and encodes 81 amino acids. The transcript has a single exon. The record is from RefSeq and is a predicted model, not a curated record. Lineage: Eukaryota; Fungi; Ascomycota; Eurotiomycetes; Eurotiales; Aspergillaceae.
AUGUCAACCACUCGCUACAAGGACCCAAUCCCUGAGGGUGUCUGCAUCUUCACUACCCUUGAUGAAGCUGCCAAAAUCCAACUGGCAAACCCGGCUGCCAGUUUGUAUCCUGUUAAUAAUGGCCACUAUAUAAAAAAUCCUGAUGGGACUGUCAUUGCUGUGGCAGCGGACGAAAUAUGUGAGGAACUCGACCACAGAAUCGCUGAGUUGGAUGCGAAGAUUGCAGCGGGCGAGCUGACAGAUUAG